AUGGAGGAAGUGCAUAGGAAGCCACGAGGGAGAAACUCAGAAUUAACAGAGAGCCAGAUAGACCAGCUAGACUCGUACUUUUACAGGCAUGACAUCAAGCUGACGAAGAAAAACCUCAAAAUAGUCUCGAAAGCGCUGAAUAUACCACACAAAAGAAUAGUAGAGUAUGUAAACCACAGACAGAAAGAGACAAGAGAGAACACACACGAGGAGUACAUGAAAAUGAUGCUGACUCUGGGCGAAAUAAACAUGCAGAUUAAAGAAAUCUGGAAGAGAUUUGACAGUCGUUAUAAAUAA
Molecule: messenger RNA, 297 nt
Organism: Nematocida minor
Lineage: Eukaryota; Fungi; Microsporidia
Exons: 1
Coding region: 1-297 (98 amino acids)
Source: RefSeq, a predicted model, not a curated record